GGAACAAUAUAGACACGCUAGGGUUUUGGGGGCAGAGCAAAUCGAAAUAUCCGAAGGAGAGACGAUGAAGAGGCUACAUUACUUCUCCUUCUUCUGCAAAACCGUGUCUUCCGCUCGUUCUCCUCGCCCCCACGAUGCUGCCCUCCUCUUUGCCGUCUUACCUUAUUCGGCCUCAGCCACUGCCGCCGGUGCCGCAUCCAUCACUGGGAAGCAUAUGUUCAUGGCCCAGUACCUCGUCGACUCAUGUGGCUUCGACCAGGAGAAGGCCACCGAGGCCUCGAAGCUUCUCAAGGGCAUCCAAUCCCGGCAGCAGCCCGACUCCGUCCUUGCUUUCCUCAAAAGUUACGGUUUUAACGAUUCCACAGUCACAAGGUACCUACUUUUCUCCCCCAAAUGUCUUCUUUUGGAUGUAGAGAAGACACUUGCCCCAAAGUUCCAAGCUUUCGAAGAUCUGGGUCUCUCCCCAUCCGACAUCAUCCACUUCGUCAGGUCGAAUCCCUCCACCAUCCAAAUGAAACUCGAACGCAUUCGAUCUAAGAUCGAAUUUUGGCAAGGCCUUCUCAGCUCCAAGGAUGCACUGGUGAAGUUGAUCAAGAGAACCCGAGGGAUUUUGACGUUAAGCAUCGAGAAGAGGAUCCAGCCCAACCUUGAGUUGCUUCAGGAAUGUGGCGUGGACGGCCAAAAGCUCGCCUUUAUCUUGAGGAAUCGCCCAAAGAUCGUGGCACAAAAUGCUGAUUACUUAAAGUCCUUGAUUAGUCGCGUGGAGGACUUGGGAGUGCCACGGACAUCGGGAAUGUUCCAUUGCACUCUGAGUGCACUCUUCACGGUCAGUCGAGAGAAGUUCAAGAUGCAAAUGGAAUUUUUCCGGAGGUUUGGGUGGUCAGAGGACGAUUUUGUUGUGGCAUUCCAGAAAUGUCCUACCUUCCUGCAAGGGUCUUGGACUACUUUGCAGAGAAAAAUGGAGUUCUUGAUAAAUGAGGCUGGAUAUGCUUCUUCUUACAUUGCUACACGUCCAGUAAUAUUGACACUGAGCUUGGAGAGAAGGAUGAUUCCAAGACAUCGGAUCUUGGCAACCUUGAAGUCUAGGGGGCACUGUGAAAGGAAUUACAAAGAGAUAGCAUACAUGCUGGAUUCCGAGGCCAGAUUCUUAGAGAAGUACAUUAUCCUCUACAAGGACAGGGAGAGGAGCUGCUGCCACAUGGAUGAAAUGUUUUGAGCACUUUUCGAAUUUUGUCAGUUGAAAUGUUUGAUCUGUAAUCUUUUAGAACACUACACUACUUGUGAGUUUGGGACUUGCAAUCCUAGAAUCGUAAAAGGCGACUUGGA
Messenger RNA from Zingiber officinale, 1326 nucleotides. Its product is annotated as transcription termination factor MTERF8, chloroplastic-like. The record is from RefSeq and is a predicted model, not a curated record. Gene Ontology annotation, biological process: chloroplast organization; regulation of DNA-templated transcription. Gene Ontology annotation, cellular component: chloroplast. Gene Ontology annotation, molecular function: double-stranded DNA binding. The coding region runs from base 65 to 1216 and encodes 383 amino acids. The transcript is spliced from 2 exons. NCBI's taxonomy places the organism in Eukaryota, Viridiplantae, Streptophyta, Magnoliopsida, Zingiberales, Zingiberaceae.